GAGCGGAAGCGCGCGCGGGCGGGCGGGCCGGGCGGCUGCGCCGUCCCCUCAGAGGGGCGCUGCCGCGCGGGCUGAGGCGUCUCGGCCGGGAACCGGGGGGAGCGGUGCGCGUCGGGGCCAUGAGCGGCUCCAGGGCUCCGGGCCCCGAGGCGGGCGCCUCCGGGGCAGAGCCCCCCGGCGCGGCGCUGAGCGUGGACGUGGCAGGGCUGCUGGCACAGCUGGCGCGCAGCUUCGCGCUGUUGUUGCCGGUGUACGCGCUGGGCUACCUGGGCCUGAGCUUCAGCUGGGUGCUGCUGGCGCUCGGGCUGCUCGUGUGGUGCCGCAGGAGCCGCGGCCUUAAGGCCACCCGCCUGUGCCGCGCGCUGGCGUUACUGGAGGACGAGGAGCGCGCCGUGCGCCUGGGGGUGCGCGCCUGCGACUUGCCGGCCUGGCUUCACAGGGUGAGAUUGUCUCGUAGCGUGAAACGGCCGUGGUGGGACAGUGUACCCUGGCAGUCGGCAGUCUCGGGAACUGGCUGUGAACCCUUGCUGGCUCUGCCACUGCCCCAAGCCAUCUUCGUUCCCCUCCUCCGGAGAUCUGCACCCCAACCGCUAAAGGCAGAGGGAACAGACGCCUUAGCCCAGCAGGUUCAUUUUCCAGACACUGAGAGAGCAGAAUGGCUAAAUAAGACUGUAAAACACAUGUGGCCUUUUAUUUGCCAGUUUAUAGAGAAGUUGUUUCGAGAAACCAUAGAGCCGGCCGUGCGGGGCGCACACACCCACCUCAGCACCUUCAGCUUCACGAGGGUGGACCUGGGGCAGCAGCCCCUCAGGAUCAAUGGUGUUAAGGUGUAUACUGAAAAUGUGGAUAAAAGGCAGAUUAUUUUGGACCUUCAGAUUAGUUUUGUAGGCAAUUGUGAGAUCGAUCUGGAGAUCAAGCGAUAUUUUUGUAGAGCUGGUGUGCAGAGUAUACAGAUUCAUGGUACAAUGCGGGUGAUCCUGGAACCAUUGAUUGGAGACAUGCCCUUAGUAGGAGCUUUGUCUAUCUUCUUCCUUAGGAAGCCACUUUUAGAAAUUAACUGGACAGGACUGACUAAUCUUCUCGACAUUCCUGGAUUGAAUGGUUUAUCAGAUACUAUCAUUUUGGAUAUAAUAUCAAACUAUCUGGUGCUUCCCAAUCGAAUCACCGUCCCUCUUGUCAGCGAAGUUCAAAUAGCUCAGCUGCGAUUUCCUGUACCAAAGGGUGUCCUGAGGAUACAUUUUAUUGAAGCUCAGGAUCUUCAGGGAAAAGACACUUACCUUAAGGGACUUGUCAAGGGGAAAUCAGACCCCUAUGGAGUGAUUCGAGUUGGCAACCAGAUCUUCCAAAGCAAGGUCAUCAAGGAGAACCUCAGUCCAAAGUGGAAUGAGGUGUAUGAGGCUCUGGUCUAUGAACAUCCCGGACAGGAAUUGGAGAUCGAGCUCUUUGACGAAGACCCAGACAAGGAUGACUUCCUCGGAAGUCUUAUGAUUGAUCUUAUUGAAGUUGAAAAGGAGCGCCUUUUAGAUGAAUGGUUCACCCUGGAUGAGGUGCCCAGAGGGAAGCUGCACUUGAAGCUGGAGUGGCUCACACUCAUGCCCGACGCGUCGAACCUUGAGCAGGUGCUGACAGACAUCAGAGCUGACAAAGACCAAGCCAAUGACGGGCUGUCCUCCUCACUGCUCAUCUUGUACUUGGACUCGGCCCGGAACCUUCCGAGUAUCUACGAGGGAAACUUUGGGUGUGGCUACUUAAAAGAGAGGCGAGCGUCGGGACUAGUGUUUUGUGAAAAUACUGCCUCAGUCUAUAGAGCACUAUUUUCUGGGAAGAAAAUAAACAGCAAUCCAAAUCCUCUUGUGCAAAUGUCAGUCGGUCACAAGGCCCAGGAGAGCAAGAUUCGGUACAAAACCAACGAACCUGUGUGGGAGGAAAAUUUCACCUUCUUCAUUCACAAUCCCAAGCGCCAGGAGCUCGAAGUGGAGGUGAGAGAUGAGCAGCACCAGUGUUCCCUGGGGAACCUCAGGAUCCCUCUCAGCCAGCUGCUCGCCCGCGAGGACAUGACCCUGAACCAGCGGUUCCAGCUCAGCAACUCAGGUCCCAACAGCUCUCUGAAGAUGAAGCUCGCCCUCAGGGUGCUCCACCUGGAGAAGCAGGAGAGGCCUCCGGACCACCAGCACUCGGCUCAAGUGAAACGGCCCUCUGUGUCCAAGGAAGGCAGGAAAGUCUCUGUCAGGCCUCAGAUGUCCGCGUCGCCGGGCUCGGGUGACAGUGGCACGGCCCCAUCCACACCGGUCGCCGGGGGCGAUGAGAGGCCUGGUGUGGAGGAGCGAGGCUUGCCCGUGGAGGCCGGCCUGCAGGGCCCAAGGGACCUCGGCCGGAGCUCCUCCAGCCUCCAGGCGGGCCCCGCCGGCUCCCCCAGUCACGUCUCCGUCAAGGAACCCACCCCAAGCAUCGCCUCGGACAUCUCGCUGCCCAUUGCCACACAGGAGCUGCGGCAGAGGCUGCGGCAGCUUGAGAACGGAACCACCCUGGGACAGUCCCCCUUGGGGCAGAUCCAGCUGACCAUCCGGCACAGCUCGCAGAGGAACAAGCUGGUGGUGGUCGUGCACUCCUGCAGAAAUCUCAUCGCUUUCUCUGAGGAUGGCUCUGAUCCCUACGUCCGCCUGUAUUUGUUACCAGACAAGAGGAGGUCGGGAAGGAGGAAAACACACGUGUCGAAGAAGACGCUGAACCCCGUGUUUGAUCAGAGCUUUGAUUUUAGCGUCUCACUGCCAGACGUGCAGAGGAGAACCUUGGAUGUGGCCGUGAAGAACAGCGGCGGCUUCCUGUCCAAAGACAAAGGGCUUCUUGGCAAAGUGCUGGUUGGUCUAGCAUCUGAAGAGCUCGCCAAAGGCUGGACCCAGUGGUACGACCUCACAGAAGACGGGAUGAGGCCCCACGUGGUGACGUAGGCCGCCGCCAAGAAGCCCCCGCUGCACCUGCCCGCCCUGCACCAACAACCCCCACACACACCCCCACAGACACACCCACGCUGCCCCGCACCGACACACCCUCCUUCCCCGGCCCCCGCAGACAUACCAAUGCUCUUUUUAUAAUUUCACGUACUUGGUUACUGGCCCCGUGACGGUUUUAUAAAAUGUUGAUACUUUAGGCGUAUUUGGCCAAUAUUAGCAUUAAGUUUUGUAUGUUUAAAUUUCCUCUAGUAUUUCAGCAGUUGUCACGGUGUGCGUAGCAUAGCGGCCAGCUGUUGUGUGUGUAAAGCUACAUGUCGGCUGUCUCCUAGGAAGCCCAUGUAUGGACCUGCUUAUUAUUGCCUUGUUUUGUAUAUCACUGAGGUGUACUGUGCUAUAUAAAUAGACUAUUUUUUAUUAUCUCUACAUGCUGGUUUGAAAUUCAGAGAAAAUGGAUCAAGGAAAUAUAUCUAUUUUUUUCUUCUGAAACUUAUUAAAUUCUUAUUACAAAUAAUCAUUUUUGUCUUUGCAGGAAAAAGUUCUCAGUGACCUAUUUUGUGGUGUUUCUUUUUAAAAAGAAAAGCUGAAAGAUUAGUAAAUGCUAGUAUAUUUCUGCUCAUUAUGAAUGGUAAAAGAAUGUAUGCAAAAUAUUUACACUUUGAUAAAUAUAAAGAUGUAUUAUAAGCAGUCAGUUGUAGCGCUUAUAAGGAAAAAUGUAUAGCUGAGCAAUAUAAAAUAUCACAAGAAUUGUCACGGUUCACAGCGCACUAAUCUGAAAUUUCUCACAUAAAAUAGAAUGUCUUAAGUUUAUUUUUAGUUGCUUGUUAUAACUUAUUCAUGAAACAGUACAGAUACAUACUGAAAUACAAUACUUCAGUGUUAGCGGUUAGUCUGUUGUGGAAUUUUCGGUGUUUUCUCAGCUGUAAAAGAAAGACUAACUCAGGUUGUCUCUGCAGAGGCUGUGAGACAGGUCGGGGUGAGCAGAUAGGACAUGAUGUGUGGGAAGCCGCCACUGGCUCACGUGUGUCGGUGUGACGCGCACGGGGCGGGGCUGGUGCACACGUGUUGGUGUGACAUGCAUGGGGUGGAGCUGGCACACGUGUGUUGGUGUGACGCGCAUGGGGCGGAGCUGGCACCUCCACCUCAGGGACCCAGGGGUCUUGGCACGGCGGCCGCAGGCUGUCAGUAACUACUGGGUUUCCUCACCUCAUGCCGUGACUGACCUCAGUGUUGGGAUGUUGUUAUACAACUUUUAUUUGGGAGUAUUUUUUCUUCUUAGAUUAGGAAAAGCACGUUUUAUAUCCAAGUAUAUAAAGGUCCCAAGCCUCUUGGGAGGUGAGACUCCAUAGCCUGCGGCAGCUGUGCGUGCCCUAAACACGGUGCACGUGUGCAGAAAGCUUUACCUAUUCUAAGCUGCGGGAUGCAGAUGACCUGAGCCACGAGGACAUCCUCCAGCCCUGUGCAAAUACCGGGGGAGAUGCGGCUCUGAGCUUAGCGACCUCACCGUUCGUCCCGCGGGACUCCUGGACGCUCGCGGGGCCUGACUGCCCAAGUGCCUGUGGACGCUGCCUCUGCUCUGCCUCUCCUGCCCUCGGGGCUCAGCUCUGGCCCUUCACACUCUGACCCCAGGGGGUGGUGGAGCCUGGAGCCUCGCAGCACGUUUCACGCAGCCGUGCAGACCCGGCGCCCUUGCAGCUUCCUGGGCCAUAAAGCUUCUCCGAAGCCCCAGCAGAGACCACCUCCUCCAUCAGCGCGGGAGGCGCUGCAAGCCUGAUGACACGCACAGGAAACACCUAACUCUGGUGUUUUAGCAGCAGGAGGAAAACAGGUCAUUACUAAAUCCAGUGGCCUGCCCAUGGUUUUAGAUUUAUUGGAGAUUUUUUAAAAAGUGGGUUUGUUGUGGGAAUUCCCUGGCGGUCCAGUGCUAAGAACUGGAUGCUUUCACUACCAGGGACCUGGAUUUAACCCCUGGUCAAGAACUGAGAUCCCACAAGCCAUGAGGUACCUGCUGCUCCCCCCCAAAAUCAGGUUUUUUGAAGGGCUUCUGGCAUAAUUUCUAAAAGAAGGGAAACACUCACUGGAAUUUAGCACACCCAUGAUUUCUGCCAACAUCCCCAGUAUUUGGGUUUUGUAGCCAUGCACUUCACCUGUUCAACAUGUUCUGCUGCAUGUGCUACAUGGAAUGCUUUACUUAAGCAAUUAGGCAAAGUAAAUGCCACGAAAGGUGCAAAACCCAAACAAAGCCAGUUAGCUGCACGAUGCCCACCCUUUGUGUGGCCGGUGGGGCCUGGACAGACCCAGCAGCCAGCGCCAUUCUCUGUAAAAGGAAGGGAUGACUCUUAGGCUGGGACUCUUCCUUUAUGGCUGACGGGUGUUCAGAGGAAAGCUCUUGUGUCCAGUGGGGCAGCUGAGACUCGGCUUUAGGCCAGACCCCGGGCUCCGUGAUCCUGGCGAUGGACAGUCACUUCUCAGAACCUUCAUCACCAGUUCUGACUAACUGCUUCAUCUGGGAAAAGGGAACUUCAACUUUUCUACCUUGACCCAAACCAAUGGAGGGAAAAUUAACGUUGGUUAAUUUGAAUUGUUACUUUAUUGCUUAUCCUGUGCCUUAAAGUAUGAAGUGUGAGGCAUUGCUUCAGCUUAGAACAGAAGACGCCUCACAGCAGAGUUCACCACAGUUUAUUCCUCGUCAAGGGUCAGCCCUCCUCUGUCAGGAACUGUUGAAGCCAAAUGCAAACACUGGUUGUUUGUACGCGGUUGUUGCUUUAACGCCAUUCUAGCUGGACCACCCCCUGCAGAUGGAACACGGCAGAGGGUGUUUGUUUUUGUUUUUAUGUAAAUGCCCUUUUUGCUCAACUAAUUUUACAGGACAGUGCAUGUAUUUAUUCAAUAAAACUUUUUGUGUUA
Messenger RNA from Bubalus bubalis (water buffalo), 5855 nucleotides. RefSeq names its product extended synaptotagmin 2 (gene ESYT2). Gene Ontology annotation, molecular function: lipid binding. The coding region runs from base 120 to 2948 and encodes 942 amino acids. Lineage: Eukaryota; Metazoa; Chordata; Mammalia; Artiodactyla; Bovidae. Gene Ontology annotation, biological process: lipid transport. The record is from RefSeq and is a predicted model, not a curated record. The transcript has 24 exons.